Lizanozyma spartinae is the source of this 1986-nucleotide messenger RNA. It is a transcript of the gene GYP8, whose product is annotated as Gyp8p. Gene Ontology annotation, cellular component: endoplasmic reticulum membrane. The transcript has a single exon. Gene Ontology annotation, biological process: endoplasmic reticulum to Golgi vesicle-mediated transport; positive regulation of GTPase activity. Lineage: Eukaryota; Fungi; Ascomycota; Pichiomycetes; Serinales; Debaryomycetaceae. The record is from RefSeq and is a predicted model, not a curated record. Gene Ontology annotation, molecular function: GTPase activator activity. The coding region runs from base 1 to 1986 and encodes 661 amino acids.
AUGGCAUCAACACUUUCACAACUGCUGCACCCCGAUUGGGUACUGAUGGACGUUGAUAAGUUGGGCACUUCGAUUUAUCACAAUGAUGAGCAUCCACUUACGGAGACAGUUAGGAAUUUAAAGGAGAAACUGCUUAAAGAAGCUCUGAUCAAUGGAUCUAUUGAUACUUUGGUAGAAUGUGCUAGAACAACCGACGGUCUUAUAAAUAAUGAUUGGAGAGUCAAGAUCUGGCCAUUGUUAAUAGAAAGAUAUCAUAAAGAUCAUAUACAGAUUGAACCUGUCUUUGAUGAUAGUGGUAAAAGUACUUUAGUAUCAUCAUUAGAGAAUUCUUUAACAUUGAACAACAAUCUUCAUGAAAGUCCUUCUACCAAAUUGGGUAACUCGAUGAGAUUAGAUUCUCCAAGUUUGAAGUAUUAUUUAGAUGAUUUGAAUUCUGUUGAUCUUCCUCCACAUAAAGAUGAAGAUCAAGUUAUGUUGGAUGUUAAGCGAUCAUUUACGGUGUUAUCACAUUUCCAAUCCACUCAAAGAGACUCAUUUACUGCUAUUUAUUCCCAACAGGAUAUUGACAGUUUGAGAAAGAAACUUUCGAACUUGAUCAUAAAAAUCUUACGUAAAUACCCGUGUUUGAAUUACUAUCAGGGGUACCAUGAUAUUGCUAGUAUAAUCUUGAUAGUUUGUAAUCAUCAUGAUACUGUUGAUGCUACAUUAGUAGCUGACGAAGAAUUGGCUUUUAGAUUGUUGGAAUUAUUGACAGUUUAUCAUUUAAGAGAUUUCAUGACUUCAAAUAUCAAGCUUUCAAUCAAUCAUUUACGGUUAAUUCCGGCAAUUUUAGAACAAGCAGAUCUGGAGUUAUUUUCAUUGUAUAAGAAGUCAUCUCAUGCAACCACAGAUGGUUUGGGUUAUGAUUAUGAUUUCCACCCUGCAUUAUCAUCCAUAUUGACUUUAUUCAGUCACGAUUUGUCUAAUCUUCAACAUAUAUUGACUGUUUGGGACUUUUCUAUGAGCUACAGUUCAAUACUUCCCAAUGUGUAUAUUUAUGCUGCUUGUCUUAUUUUCUACAAGGAGAAGAUACUAAGUCAAUUGGGGUUCACAGGGUCGAAUUAUGAAGAUAUUGAUCAGGAUUUACUACACACUUUGGUGUCACCCAAUAUUCUUCUCAAAGAUUUAUCUGAUAACGAUUUAGUGAAAAUCUUGAGUAAAGCUGAAGAUUUAAUUAAUAGUUAUCCACUUUCAUCAUUAAAUGAUGGAACUUUCAAUGUGUGGUUUGAAAAGUAUAAUAAGAACUCGGUAUUGAGUACGACUUCUGUUAUAUAUAAUGAAGGUCAAACUCAACCACAAUCACAAUCACAGUUGAAUCUCACAAGUAGUAUUUCACUUGCUAAUAUUUUGGAGACUCAAGAACAUGAGAUUGAAUCACAGAGUUUUGCUGAAAUUGCCCGUAAACAAGACUUGAUGGAAUCUCACAAACUAGCCACAGAUGAAUAUUCUAGUUCUGAUUACGAGCAUGGAUAUCUGUUGGAAUCGAGUCUAUCCAGUUUGUCGAGUCUUUCAUCGUCUAUUAAUCUUAAAAUUGCUGAUACUUCUGCAUUAUUAUUCAAAUCGUUAUUUGAAAUCGAUUGGGAUUCUGAGAAAAAUGCAGAGACUGACAACAUUAGUAAUCAAGAAAAGAAUGAAGAUAGUCAUGGUGGUUAUGAAUUGUAUAAACGUUUCUACAAGUUUAGUAUAACAAUUGGAAUCUUUGGGUUUGUUCUUCAUUUUUUGAUUACCAAACAAUAUCCUAAUUUUAAUUGUUACCAUUUCCUACAGAAUUUAACUAAUUCAUCCGAAUGGUCCAAAGAAAUUAUGGGAAUGGGACAUUCUAUGAUAAAUGAUGUGGGUAUGACUGUUAAGGAAACUGUCAGAUCAAUUAAGAGUUCUGUGGGGACCAAUUUUAUUAUUGGACAAGUUGGUUUAGGGAACAUUAGAAAUUCUAUUUUUGGAUUAUGA